This is a messenger RNA of Ceratitis capitata (Mediterranean fruit fly), 2436 nucleotides long. Its product is annotated as proton-coupled amino acid transporter-like protein pathetic. Gene Ontology annotation, molecular function: amino acid transmembrane transporter activity. The record is from RefSeq and is a predicted model, not a curated record. The transcript has 6 exons. Gene Ontology annotation, biological process: amino acid transmembrane transport. Gene Ontology annotation, cellular component: vacuolar membrane. NCBI's taxonomy places the organism in Eukaryota, Metazoa, Arthropoda, Insecta, Diptera, Tephritidae. The coding region runs from base 539 to 1870 and encodes 443 amino acids.
UGCGGUUCAGUUCCCGCUGGUAUUUAGAGGCGCGAACAACGUUCUAAAUGAAAUAAUAUUUCAAAAAAAAAAUUAAUAUAUAUAAACAAAGUAACUAGAAACCUGUGAAUUGAAAACGAAAACUGGUUUAAUACAUAAGUGUAAAUUAUAUGAUUAGUGUAAGCUAAGUAAUUAGAAUUCCACAAAUCAGAGCGUGAUUAAAUAAUUACAAUUGAAAGCGAACUCAUUGCAGCAUUAACCGUUACACCGUACAAACCACCUGUCAAAGUUGUCAGAGUGAAGUUAAAAAUCACAACAAUAAGAUAAGCACGUGAAUAAACAAUAUUAUGAGACAAAAAGAUUAAAAAAGAAAUUAAAAAAAAAAAAAUAUUACAAAUAAAAAAGAACGAGAUAAGUUUUGUUUAUUAAGUGAAGACAGGCACUUGUAAACAAAAGAACUCAAGAAUUCGCUAACCAAUUGAUGACAGAUAAGAUUUUAAGAGGCAAAAAAAUAUCCUCAUAAGCAUACAAACACAGUAUUGUGAAAAAGUAACGGGACAUGGGCGUAACAGUGGAGGUGCGAAAUGGCAAAACCGCCAAAGAGAACGAAGCAGAUCUGGAGGGUAGUGGCGCCAAGCAGACACAUCGCACAAGCAAUCUGGAAACAGCGACUCACCUCUUCAAGGGCAGCGUCGGUGCGGGUCUCUUUGCUAUGGGCGAUUGUUUCAAGAAUGGCGGUCUCGUCGGUGCCACCGUGCUGAUGCCGAUUUUAGCGGUGAUUUGUGUGCAUUGUGAACGUAUGCUAAUAGACGGUUCAAUUUCGGUGGUGGAGAAGACAUCCGGCGUAGAUUUCUACGAUUAUCCCGAUACAGUAGAAAAAGUAUUUGAAUAUGGUCCACGUCCGGUGCGGAAAUUAUCAAAGUUGAUGCGCAUAAUUGUAGAGACAUUCUUGUGUGUAACCCAAUUUGGUUUCUGUUCGAUAUAUUUCGUAUUUAUUACGGAGAAUUUACAUCAGGUAUUACAACAAAAUGGCAUCGACAUCAGUGCGACUACAACAAUGGCGAUUACACUGCUACCCGCGAUGUUGCCAUCUUUACUCACCAAUCUGAAAUAUAUUUCACCCGUAUCGAUGUUGGCCAACUUCUCGUUAAUCUUUGGUCUCUUGGCCACGUUGGGUAUUGCACUUAAGGGACCUAUGCCAUCACCCAGUGAACGUCAUCUCAUCACGAAUGGCACACAAAUGGCGCUCUUCUUUGGUACGGCACUCUUCUCCUACGAAGGUAUUGCACUCAUACUACCAUUACGCAAUAAAAUGCGUAAUCCCGAAAAUUUCACAAGCAGAUUUGGUGUUUUGAAUAUGACUAUGGCGGGAAUAACGGCAAUUUUCAUCUUCACCGGUGUCAUUGGCUAUAUGCGUUGGGGUGAGGAGGUGGAUGGUAGCAUAACAUUAAAUUUGAACGCGGAAGAUGUCAUGUCGCAGGUUGUUAAGAUCGUCGCCGCAUUGGGCGUAUUCUUUGGCUAUCCCAUACAGUUCUUCAUCUUGAUCAAGAUCAUCUGGAAGCCCAUGAAGGAGUCGUGUGGCAUGGCGCAAAAGUAUCCCAUCUCGGUACAAGUGAUUUUGCGUUUCAUAAUGGUUUUAUGUACAUUUGGUGUCGCUGUUAUUGUACCAAAAUUGGGUCUCUUCAUUUCCCUCAUCGGCGCACUCUGCUCUACCUCAUUGGCAUUGCUAAUCCCCGUCCUACUCGACUUUGUGCUGCGCGCUGGUGUCCCAAAAGGUCUAACCACUUGGGUUUAUCUGAAGAACAUGUCUAUUAUUGUGAUUGCCUUGUUGGGCAUUGCCACCGGCACUUAUCAAAGUAUUGUAGAGAUAAUAAAAGAAUUUUAUGAUUAAAUAUGAAUUAAUAGGAAAAUAAUAUUUACAUACAUACACACAUAUUUAGUAAUACCAAUUAAGUCAAUAUUCAUAGUAUUUAUUUAUGUACCUACAUAUGUAUGUUUGAUUGUUUUUGUAUGUACUUAAGUGUAAGUAGUGUUAAGUGUUAUUGUAAUCAUAAUCAAAAUGUUUGUUGUUGUUGCCAGUGCAAUUGGGUGAGAGUAUUCAUGCAUGUGAGUUAAGUGCCUAAAUUAAAAAAAAAUAUUUCUAUAUAUGUAUGCGAGUAUAUGUGGAUUUAUCAAAAAGCUCUACAUACAUACAUAUAUACAUAUAUAAGUGUUUAGUUAAUAAUCUAAUAUACAUCUGCAUAUGAAAAGUCCUUGCCUUUCCAGUGCCGCAUAGCCCUUGGCAUGGCUGUGUAGGUAGCUGUAAUUUUUAUCGAAAUUUUGAGUAAAUUUUAGUUUUUAAGGUUUUUUACUUAAUCAUGAAGCUGUGCUAAGAUAAACACUGUGUUACUCUGUUUUAAAAAACUUGAUAGAAACAUAAAUUAUAUAUAUGUACUAUAUUUAAAUAUUUUUAGUGUU